AUGGUCCUGAUAAAUGAGAUGCAAGUUUCAUUUGAAUCAUUAAUCUCCCCUGAACUGAGCUUUAUGAAAAUUGAAUUCCCAGAGAGCCAUGAGAUCAGCCUUGCACCUGGCCUGUCCCAGCCACCACCCCCUGGAGACUCCUGGCCUUUCCCCUUCACCGCCGCCCGCCCGGGGCCGCCCCAGCUCGGCCCCGCGAAGCCGCAGGAGGAGCCCGAGCCGUGGGCCGGCCCGGCGGGGCAGCAGGGGGAGCACGAUCCCGAGCCGGGUGUAGGCGCGGGGCGAGCCGCGGCUCCAGCUGCCAGCAGCCGCCGCAGGAGCCGGGAGGGCGACAACUCGGUGCCGGAGGCGGCACGAAAAGCCCAGCGCAGAAACCGAGGAUGCGGCGAACGCGGGCUUCGCCGCCUUCAGCCUCCGCUUAGCCGCGGGGCGCAGAGUCUCCGGCGGCAGCUGCGAGGCUGCGGCAGCUCCCAGGCUCCGGCACCCACCAGGCUCUGGCACCCGCCGCCCCUCGGCGCCGGGGAGCAGGAAGCGGCGCUUGGCCGGCGCGGCCGGGUCCCAACGCUCCCCCCACCCGCGCUCCCUCCCCCUCCCCGCCCAGCGCAGAGCGGGCGCCGGCGGCACGGGCCGCCGCGGGAGCAGCAGGCGCUGGCGUCGGAUGCCUGCGCUACGCCAUCCCGGUGCUGCCGCGGCCUGGACUCCGCGAGGAGCGCGGGCGAGGAGGCGGCGGACGAUCGGCGGGCAGCUGCGGGCACUCCUUUGUGUCACAGUUCAGACAGGAUGGUUUUGACAGCAGUAGUGAAGAACUGGAAGACUGGUUAAUGAAGAUACUAAAAUGGAGUAUCUAGCAGUGGAGUAACUAAGGUGCUGACAAGUUUUGACUUCUUCAUCCUCC
Molecule: messenger RNA, 892 nt
Organism: Dryobates pubescens (Downy woodpecker)
Lineage: Eukaryota; Metazoa; Chordata; Aves; Piciformes; Picidae
Product: basic salivary proline-rich protein 2-like
Exons: 4
Coding region: 1-819 (272 amino acids)
Source: RefSeq, a predicted model, not a curated record